Messenger RNA from Penicillium concentricum, 2229 nucleotides. RefSeq names its product RMD1 family protein. The record is from RefSeq and is a predicted model, not a curated record. NCBI's taxonomy places the organism in Eukaryota, Fungi, Ascomycota, Eurotiomycetes, Eurotiales, Aspergillaceae. Bases 1 to 2229 code for a protein of 742 amino acids. The transcript is spliced from 4 exons.
AUGACCCCCCCGGCCCGAGGACGGGGGACUAGCCAGCGCAGCCCAACCGUUUUGGUCACAGAUUCCCGAGACCAGCAACAGCCUCAAGCACCCCGUCGGCGCCGCUCGCCCGCAACCCGAUUCAUCACCGUCGACAACGUUCUCCAAUACGCCUCCGACGUCCCUUCAAUGCAGCAGCGCGGCCCACCACCCAUAUCACGGUCACGCCGCCUUGCCUCCGCAGCUGGAGGCUUAAUAACUAGCGCCGGCAGUAGCAGUUCAAGCGCAGUGGCAGCAUCCGGUGGCACGAUGGGCCGACUUGCCGCGCAACCGCGACUCCCGCCUCGAACGACAAAAGUCAGCGAGAAGCUGGUUCUUCUGCCUGACACCGGCGAGAUAGAGGAGGGCGAAACUGAAGAAGACGACGAUGACUCCGAUGGUGCGGACCUCGUGGACGAGGAGCUUGUCGCGCGACUGGCUGAGGAGAAAAAUGUCGACCCCGAAAGGAUUAGACACCAAUUGCUUAUGUCAAAGCGACAUGGUGGUGAUUUCGACGUCGAUAAUGAUCUUGCACCCCUUUUGGCCCAGGAAGAAGUCUUGAAAAAACGACGCGUUGCGCCUGAGCGCGCGAAGAGUUAUGCCGAGCGGUUGCCGAAGGCGCGACGGACGGAGAAGCUUGCGCGUGUUACGGCGUACUGUACGGCCCAGGCUUAUAAGAUGGGAUCGCUUGCUGCUUUUGUUAAAGAGCAGCAUGGUGGGCGAACAAAGCUUUAUGAUGAUUGUCUGUACACCGCGUAUCAUCUCCCUCUUUUGCCGGGCCAUGAGGGGUAUCGUCUGCGGAGUAGCCCUGUGUUGAAAUACCCUGGUGGCAAGUCGCUUUUGGACGAGGAGAUUGAACGAAAUGAACUUCGUGAUUAUCAUGAUGAGUACAUGCUUGAGACGGAGGAGCAUUCGGUUGGUGGACACAAUCGUCCAGAGGAUGAGCACCAUUAUGAAGCGUCACCGCGACAGUCUGAGAGCCAUGAUCUUGAUUCUCGGGAGGAAAACCGUGAGGAAUUCUUGAAUCGCAUCGCUGAAGAAGUUCUUGGCCACACCAAUGGCCAUGAGCAUGCUGCCAGCUCCGGUGAAAGUGUCGAUGGGUUGCAGCAUAUCCCGCAACAAGAUAGCAAUGAAGAAGCUCGGCAAUCUUCGCCUGAACCUGCAGUCCGUCGCCGAAGGCACAGCACGGACGACAGCCACACUUUGAUUCGAGAUCGUCCUUCCCUGCCAGCCACUACACCCUCGUCCUCAACACCGCCGGCUUCGAUACCGCAAGCCCCAGCUCGGACGUUAUACAAUGUUGCUGAGAUGUUCGUCUUCAGCUAUGGCGUCGUCGUCUUCUGGAACUUUACCGAGCGACAGGAGAAAGACCUGCUGGCAGAUUUGGCCUUUGCGACAUCAUCCGCAACCGGCAUCCCCACUCCUCUGGCCACGAUGCCUCUUGACGAGGAAGACUUUGAGACUGAAGAAUUCCAUUUCGAGUAUUCAACCGAGAUCUCGCGCCCACGUGUUUAUAACGACAUGAUCACUCUUCGCAGUGGCGACCAUAUGAUCAAACUCGCUAUUAGCCAUGGUAUUGCACAGAGCACCAAACUGUGCUUCUUCGAGGAAGUCAUGGCCCGACAGAUGGCGGACGCUAAAGAUGUUCCCAGACGUCUUGCUGUUUCAGGGCAACUGGGCAUGAAGCGUGAAGAAGUUUUCCGGAUCUUAGGUCGAUUGUUUAAGAGUCGUGUUGAGGUCAACCUUUCGUCUAAUAUGCUCGAUGUCCCCAACUUCUUCUGGGAGAGCGAGCCAACCCUUUACCCGCUCUACAUCGCCGUGCGCGAGUAUCUGGAGAUCAAACCACGUAUUCAGGUCCUCAACGAGAGAUGCCGAGUAUUCCUUGAUCUUGCGGAGAUCUUGUCCGACUCGAUUGCCGACAGCCGCACUUCCCACCAAACCUGGAUCAUUAUUGUCCUGAUCAUCAUUUCAAUCAUCGUUACACUCUCCGAAGCCUUUCUCCGCUUCGGCCUUCUGAGUGCAAGCCAGGGUCCCGCUGGUACACCUACCGGUAUCUUAGCCCGUGUCAUGGGCCGAUCUGUUACUCCCUCUCCGUCCCCGGAGUGGUACCCAUACUCUGCCCCAAACGCGCCACCAGGCUGUAUCUGCCCCUCUGUUGGCCCCACAGGUGGCGGCGCAGAUAUGGGCGUCAGUGGAAUGCUGGGAUACUAA